CCCGCCGAGCCUCGGGAAGGAUGGCAUCCAUGGGUAUAUUCCCAAAACAGAGGGGCGUUUGCGAAAGACGGGGAGCCCGCGGUCGGCAUUGAACACCGGAGGGAGUAGAGGAGGAGGCAAUCCCCCCGGCUCCUCCCUGUUAUCUUCCCCAAUUUGCCCCCUUCAGAGGAGCCCUAGAUUUUUGGGGCAAUCCCCAAAAUCCUUUUCCCCUCUCUCUACGUAGAGACGCCUUUCCUUCUCCUCCCAAACUUCCAUCCCGCUUUCGAUUUCCAUGUCGUCGUUCCCGAGGGUAUCUUUAUGAAACAAGGCGAAAUUGUAAGGAAAGCCCAAUGCAGUAGGACAAGGGUCUUUAGAAGUCCUUUCGAGACUCCACAUGAAACAGUAUCUAUGAUGACUUGCUGGCUCUGAAGACGACGUGAAAAGUUGAAUUUCUGUAUUUUGUUGAGCAUGAAGAUUUUUCAGAGGCUUUUACCAUGUAUCCAGAAUCAUGCAUGUUUUUUAUAUGCUUCAAGUCUGUCAACGAAACCUGUUCAAAGUGCACACAAAUUAACCCAGGUGCAAGGUUUCAGUAGUAUUGCAGGCACUGAGUUAGCAUCUGUCAGUAAAAUGGUGAGUGUGGAUAAGUAUCCUAGCUUAAGGAGAGAUGAUCUUGGAAGGAUGUCUAAUGCUUGUCAGACAAGAAGUUUUCUUGGUUGUGUUGAUGGUGAAGAGGGAGAUAUUCUAUCAAAGAACUAUGAGGAGAGGCGAGUUAUUGGGUACUCUCCAGAGCAGCUAUUUGCUGUUGUUGCAGCUGUUGAUUUGUAUCAAGAUUUUGUCCCUUGGUGCCAGCAGUCAAAGAUAGUCCGGCACAAUGUUGAUGGUUCACUUGAUGCAGAAUUGCAGAUUGGUUUUAAAUUUUUUGUUGAAAGCUACAUGUCUCAUGUGGAAAUGAAGAAGCCUCGGCACAUAAAGACAAUAGCUUCAGAAAGUGGAUUGUUCGAUCACUUGAUUAACAUCUGGGAGUUUGACCCUGGUCCUAUCCCGGGAACCUGCAACCUCCAUUUCUUGGUGGAUUUCAGAUUCCAGUCACCCCUUUAUCGACAGGUGGCGUCUAUGUUCUUCAAAGAGGUGGUCUCCAAACUGGUUGGUUCAUUCAGCGAUCGUUGCCGUUCCAUCUAUGGUCCGGGUGUUCGUGUCCUGGAAACUGAGUAUGGAGCCACAUGAUUACGGUGAAAUGACCAAAAUUUCAUAUCGUCUCUUUAACUCUUAUUGUUAUUAUUAUCAUUAUUUUUCAUUGUAUUAUUCAACCAAAGUUCCUCAGGCGGCUAAGCUGCAACAAUUUGGUUGUUUUUUUUUGGUCUGUGCACUAUGGGGAGCAGCCUGCAUUACACUGUACAUGUAAUCCAUUCUUUCAAAUGACUAGAGCUUGCGGCGGAUGCCAUUUCUGACAAUGUACAAACUGUGAGCAUGAAGUGUUUAUGUUUCUGAACAUUUGGACUCUAAA
Nymphaea colorata (pocket water lily) is the source of this 1483-nucleotide messenger RNA. RefSeq lists its product as uncharacterized. Gene Ontology annotation, molecular function: ubiquinone binding. The record is from RefSeq and is a predicted model, not a curated record. Gene Ontology annotation, biological process: cellular respiration; ubiquinone biosynthetic process. NCBI's taxonomy places the organism in Eukaryota, Viridiplantae, Streptophyta, Magnoliopsida, Nymphaeales, Nymphaeaceae. The coding region runs from base 448 to 1203 and encodes 251 amino acids. The transcript is spliced from 6 exons.